GUCCGGUAGUUACAGACGGGCUGUCGGGCGCAAUUUAUAACGUGCGUAUAAUACGUCUCGCUUAUUAUAGAAAAUUCGGCUGGAUAUACAGGCAUUUCGCAUGGACAUCAACGUUCCUGUUUUGCUUAGGGAGGUGGAAAAGAGGCCGCUGCUUUGGGACAAAUGGCAUGAGGAUUUCAAAGAGAGGCUCAAGAAGAACAUAGCAUGGACCGAAGUAUGCGAGGUUUUAUUCGACGAUUAUAAUAACAUGGAAGAAUCCCAACAAAAAAUAAAGAUGGUGGAGGCGACGUCGAAGUGGCGACACGUACGGGACAACUUCCUGCGUAGCGAGAAGAAGCAAUUGGAAGCCAAGAAAUUGGGGUUGAAACGAAUCGCGCCGUAUUUAUAUUCGAGGCAACUGCAAUUUCUGAGGAAGACGUUUAAAAUAGAGGGGCAGGAGGAUCCCUUGACGGUGGACACGCUUCCGGAAGAGGAUUCAACUCUUAACGCUACCGGUGACGAAGAGGAUACGCUGUUUUUCGAGGAAUUGAAACCUCUUCGAUGGUCUCCGGUUUCCUCAGAUUCUCGCGAUUGUCAAAGUUCGUCGAAGAAGAGAAAGAGGAGAAACGAUGCAGAUGAGAGACUGGCAAACUAUCAGGAAGGCGAUACUCAAAAAUUUGAGAACUACAACGACGACCAUGCGUUUUUCAUGUCUCUGUUGCCAAUGGUUAAAAUGUUAAAUACUGAUGAAAAAUUGCAGUUUAGAAUAGAUGUAUUGCAACUUUUAAAGAAAUACAGAAAUAAAUAAAGGAUUUUUGUUUUUUU
This is a messenger RNA of Phyllotreta striolata, 804 nucleotides long. The record is from the annotation of a GenBank genome assembly. NCBI's taxonomy places the organism in Eukaryota, Metazoa, Arthropoda, Insecta, Coleoptera, Chrysomelidae.